Messenger RNA from Rhododendron vialii, 755 nucleotides. Its product is annotated as small ribosomal subunit protein bS16m/bS16c-like. NCBI's taxonomy places the organism in Eukaryota, Viridiplantae, Streptophyta, Magnoliopsida, Ericales, Ericaceae. The transcript has 4 exons. Bases 82 to 585 code for a protein of 167 amino acids. Gene Ontology annotation, molecular function: structural constituent of ribosome. Gene Ontology annotation, biological process: mitochondrial translation. The record is from RefSeq and is a predicted model, not a curated record. Gene Ontology annotation, cellular component: small ribosomal subunit; ribosome.
AGAAACCCAAAACCCUCGCCGGCAGAACUCAACAGACUCACUAACAGAGAGAGAGAAGAUCAAAUCGGUGGGAGAAUAAAAAUGGUGGUGAGACUAAGGUUAUCGAGGUUUGGAUGCAAGAACAGGCCGUUCUAUCGAGUAAUGGCUGCCGAUAGUAGAUCUCCCAGAGACGGCAAGCACUUGGAAGUCUUGGGCUAUUACAAUCCCCUCCCGGGUCAAGAUGGUGGUAAAAGAAUGGGUCUUAAAUUUGACAGAGUGAAGUAUUGGCUAUCAGUCGGCGCCCAGCCUUCAGAACCAGUCCAGCGCCUUUUGUUUAGAACAGGGUUGCUACCCCCUCCCCCAAUGCUGGCUAUGGGACGCAAAGGUGGGCCAAGGGACACCCGUCCAAUCGAUCCAAUGACAGGGCGCUACUUGACACCUAAUAAGCCAGCAACUGAUGACGGACUGAAGGAGUCCGAAGGUGAUGGACAGAGUGGUUCUGCUCGUAUUAUGGAAGAGUUGUUUCAUGUUGCGUUUGAUUGUGAAACGAGUUCGAUUUUCUCAAGUGACGAAGCAGCCUUGUGUGUAGAACCUUUUGAUGCAUAACUACAUCUUGGUUGAGGAAAUAUCUUUGUCUUGCUCAUGUCUCCGGCAUUGUGUGUUCACAAAAUCACUCCUGCAGUUUUAGCAGUGACAAACCAUGAUACUCCAUCUAUCUCCAAUGUGUUUUUGGACAUUACUCGAAUGGAAUGGGUUGUCCAACAUUGGAACUUCAA